GAGGCGAGCGAGGAGGAGGCGGAUGUGGCCGCCAUGUUGAGCGGGGCUGCCGACACCAAGAAGGCAGCGGGCUCCGAACAGCGGAAGAAGGAGAAGCAGGUGGGCGCUGAAUGGAGAAAUAGGAGGCUGCUGCUGAGGGAAGGGCAGCCCAGCGCCUGAGCCAGGAUGGGGCUGAAGGCCGCGCUCUCCUCCGCCUGGACGUCGCUUGGCAAGGGGCCCGCUUUCUGUGAAGGGAAAGGGCUCCCUCGGGGCUGAGUCCCCCGGGUUUCAGGAAGACAGAGUUGGAGGGAAGAGGAGGAGGAGGAGAGACUCUUCCCUUCCGCCCUCCCUCCCUUCCCUUCCCUUCCCUCCCUGGAAGAUGGCGUGGGUGCUGAAGAUGGACGAAGUCAUCGAGUCGGGCCUGGCGCACGACUUCGACGCCAGCCUCUCCGGCAUCGGGCAAGAGCUGGGCGCCGGCGCCUACAGCAUGAGUGAUGUUCUGGCACUGCCCAUUUUCAAGCAAGAAGACUCUAACCUUCCACCUGACAAUGACACAAAACAUCCACCAUUUCAAUAUGUUAUGUGUGCUGCAACAUCUCCAGCAGUCAAACUGCAUGAUGAAACCCUUACUUACUUAAAUCAAGGUCAGUCCUAUGAAAUACGACUGUUAGAUAAUCGGAAAAUGGGAGACAUGCCCGAGAUCAGUGGAAAACUGGUAAAGAGCAUCAUAAGAGUUGUGUUCCAUGACAGAAGACUACAAUACACUGAGCAUCAGCAGUUAGAAGGUUGGAAGUGGAAUCGUCCUGGAGACAGAUUACUAGAUCUAGAUAUUCCUAUGUCAGUUGGAGUAAUUGAUAUAAAGACAAAUCCAAGCCAGCUCAAUGCAGUUGAAUUUCUGUGGGAUCCUGGGAAACGCACAUCUGCCUUUAUUCAGGUACAUUGUAUCAGCACUGAAUUUACACCUCGUAAACACGGAGGCGAAAAAGGAGUUCCUUUUAGAAUUCAGGUUGACACUUUUAAACAGGCAGAAAAUGGAGAAUACACUGAUCAUCUCCAUUCAGCCAGCUGUCAGAUCAAAGUUUUUAAGCCAAAAGGGGCAGACAGAAAACAGAAAACAGACAGAGAAAAGAUGGAGAAACGAACUGCCCAUGAAAAAGAAAAGUAUCAGCCAUCAUAUGACACUACAAUUCUCACAGAGAUGAGGCUUGAGCCUAUAUUUGAAGAUGCAGUUGAACAUGAGCAGAAAAAGUCCAGCAAGCGGACUUUGCCAGCAGACUACGGUGAUUCUCUGGCAAAGCGAGGCAGUUGUUCCCCAUGGCCUGAUACACCUACUGCAUUUGUGAACAGUAGUCCUACCCCAACUCCAGCAUUUACCUCUACUCCACAUAGUACGUACAGUGUCCCAGACAGUAAUUCAUCAUCUCCAAAUCACCAAGGAGAUGGAAUUCCCCAAGCCUCUGGAGAGCACCUUCAACCAUCAGCUACAAUCCAAGAAACCCAACAAUGGUUGCUUAAACAUAGGUUUCCCACUUAUACAAGGGUGUUUUCAAAUUUCUCAGGUGCUGAUUUAUUGAAGCUGACAAGAGAAGACCUAGUACAAAUAUGUGGUCCUGCUGAUGGAAUUCGGCUUUACAAUGCACUUAAAUCAAGGUCUGUCAGGCCACGCCUAACAAUCUAUGUAUGCCAGGAGCAGUCAAGAAAUGCACAACUUGAAAGGCAGCAAGACUCAGGCAGUGGGGAAGGCAGAAAUGGUGCAAUAUUUGUUUAUCAUGCAAUCUAUUUGGAAGAAAUGGCUGCCUCAGAAGUAACUCGCAAACUUGCACUGGUGUUCAAUAUUCCUUUGCAUCAGAUUAACCAGGUUUACAGACAGGGUCCUACCGGUAUUCAUAUCCUUGUCAGCGAUCAGAUGGUUCAAAAUUUUGAAGAUGAGAGCUGCUUUUUAGUUACCACAAUAAAAGCUGAAAAUGGCGAAGGCUUCCAUAUAAUUUUGAAAUGAUAUAUUGCCAUAUGUAUAAUGGACUGACACUCCAGUAUAGAAUGAAGUCAUACUCAAGAAUGACAAAUAACAUCAAGUCUCUUCAGGGAUCUGACUUCACCAUAUAGAAUGUUUCAUAUUGAAAACACAAGAUGACCUUUCCUAAUGAGCUGUUUAGUAGAUGAACUUAUCACUGCCAUAGCCAAAUGUCCUCAUAAGAGGUAUAAAUGCCGUAACAGUGUAUUUACAGGCAUGGAAAAAGCAAAACAUGUUUGCCCUUUUUUGGGGGAAAAAAUAAGGCAAGCUGUGGCCAGUAGAUGCAGUUUCAAGAAGCAGUACUGCUUUCCUAUUACACUGUAUCCAGUUUGAAUGUAAACCUAUUCUGGGCAUUUACCUUUCUGUGCCAGUUUGUCUCUUACUUGCUUGUAUCUUUAUGCUAAUUUUAUUUUUUGAUGUUAGCAGAGCACAUUGUAAUUUGUGUGGAGACAAGUAGCAAAGAAGAUAGUAAUCAGGUUUGAGAUCUUGAGAGUAAAGCUGUCAAAACAGCAUCCUCUGUAUAAAUUGUGUAUAAGUGUGAAUGUAAGAAGUAUACAUGUCAGAGUUGGACUUCUUAUUGAAGUCCUAGCCAGACAAAAAUUAAGCAUGCAGCAGAAUGCAUUACUAUUAAUACCUAAUUAAGGGGAAUAGACAAAAUCCUGUGAGGUACAAUAAAUUGCUUUGCAGUAGAUUCAUUGGAAAAAAUCUGGCUAUGCAUCAUGUUUCCUGAAUGAAGCACUCCUGCAAUUCAGUGGGGUUUUUAACUACAUUCCUCCUUAUGGAGAAAAAGGGAAUGUCACUGUCAACAAGAGACAGUUUUAUAGAAUCAACCUGUAAAAUGGUUUCAGCACUAAAACCCAAAUUAUUUUCUCUUUAGGGUGCAGACUAUUUUCCCACGUGUUAACUGUUCUUUUUCUCUGUCAUAUGGAAAGAACUUAAUUACAGUGCCUCUUCCAUAAAAUACUUGACUAGCAGUUGCACAACUUAAUGGAUGAAUUGCAAAAAAAAAAGGUCCCUAAAUAUUACCUGACUGUCAUUGAAAAUACACGUAUUUGUUCUGGAUUAUGUAUUAAAACAGGUAUUCAGGGGAGAGUACAACAUGAAAUGCAGGUUUUUCCACCUUCACAUUAUGUGGACUUGCCAUUUUAUCAAAUAGCUUAAAUCUUAUAUAAUGUAACAUUUUAAGGGGAAACAAAGCAAAUGUCAAACAUUUUUAACUCGUUCCCUGGUUAAAUUAUCCCGAGGCGAAGUGCUUAGAGUCUAAUUGUUCUGAAAAAAAUAGUUUAACUAGACAUUAUGGUGAGUGAUUGCUUCCUCCUCCCAUGAAGUGGACUAUUUUGAACUGAUGGGAAGGGAGAAUGGAGCUUGUAAGCUUAAACAGUUUGGGGUUGUUCUUGCAGAUAAAUUAUUUUUGAUUGUUAUUUGAGUGUCUUCAGUUGACUUGAUGUGUCAUUUCAGCACCAUUUUGCAAAAUUGUGAAAAAUCUUGGAGCAGUUCAAAAAUGUUACUAAAUGCUGUACAGUAGUUUGGUUCACUUGGAUUUAAUUAAUGGCACCAGCAAAUUGCUUUUUUGUUUUUAAAUAAGAUGUAUACAUUUCAAUUUCAGUAAAAACAUUUUCCAAUAA
This is a messenger RNA of Sceloporus undulatus (fence lizard), 3615 nucleotides long. It is a transcript of the gene UBP1, whose product is annotated as upstream binding protein 1. Gene Ontology annotation, biological process: regulation of transcription by RNA polymerase II. The record is from RefSeq and is a predicted model, not a curated record. Bases 359 to 1975 code for a protein of 538 amino acids. Lineage: Eukaryota; Metazoa; Chordata; Lepidosauria; Squamata; Phrynosomatidae. Gene Ontology annotation, cellular component: nucleus. The transcript has 16 exons. Gene Ontology annotation, molecular function: DNA-binding transcription activator activity, RNA polymerase II-specific; RNA polymerase II cis-regulatory region sequence-specific DNA binding.